AUGUCCUCUCCUCCAUACACGCUCAGCAGCGUAGUCCCACCCAAUCCGACGACGGUGCGCGGUCAGUCGACUAAGUUGGACGUCUCCCCAAACGGGGAUCGCCUAGUCUACACCAAUGGCCGUUCAGUCAUCAUCCGUCCCUUCCCCAACAACACAACGUCCUCAACUCCCGCUCCAACAAUCAUCUACUCACAACACGCCCAACCAGUCAGUGUGGCUCGCAUCUCCCCCUCAGGAGCAUACUGCGCCUCGGCCGAUUCCUCAGGCUUGAUCCGCAUCUGGGACAUCCUAGGCUCAGACCAGACGCUUAAAGCAGAAUAUCGUCCCUUUGCGGGGGCCGUACGCGAUCUAGCAUGGGAUGGCGAAUCCAAACGUCUCGCAGUAGUAGGACAAGGCAAGGAGCGCUUCGGUCACUUCUUCUUUGUCGACUCGGGCGCAAGCUGUGGUGAAGUGAGCGGGCAUGCAAAGGUCGUCAAUAGCGUGGCCCUGAGGGCACAGAGGCCUUUCCGAGCUGUUGCCGGUGGAGAUGACAACAACCUUGUCCUGUACAAUGGCGUUCCCUUCAAGUAUGCGAGUACAAUCAAGGAGCAUGCUCGCUUCGUGCAGGCUGUAGCGUACAGCAAGGAUGGAAGCCAUUUCGCCUCGGUGGGCAGUGACGGCAAGGUAUUGGUGUAUGAGGGGGCCAGUGGUGAGGUUAAAGGCAAGGCAGAUCUGGGUGCUGGUACCAUCUUCGAUGUCAAGUUUGCUCAAGAUGGCAAGACGCUCCUCACCUCGGGCGCAGAUGGCUUCGUUCGAUCCUUUUCUGUGCCAGACUGCGGGAAGUUGGGGGAAUGGGACCUUAAGGCUGGUCACGGAAAUGCAGGUGACCAGCUCGUAGGAUUGGCCCUCUCGUCCGCCUCUUUGGCUCUCGCUCUCAACCUAGCAGGCGAGCUCAUCACCUUCGACCCCUCCAAGCCCGGCUCCGCACCCAGCGGGAGGCACGUCGCCCCGACCAAGGGGAUCAGCGCCGCACUUCAGCUCAAAGAUGGGCAGGUGCUCGCCGCUUCGUGGGAUGGCAAUGUGUACAGCUAUCGAUCCAAGAAUGGCGGCAAGGAGUGGUCCGUCCAGCCCACGCAGGGGUACAAGGCGGGCGGACCAGUCGUCACAGCUUUGAGCCUCGCGCCGGGAGGAGAUGGGGUCUACGCAGUCGGAAUGGACGACGUCCUCCGUCGUAUCUUGGUCUCGUCUGCAGCCCCGCAAGUAGACAACACUUUCAGCGCAUCGCUGCCCUGCGCCGCUCGUGGAGCCCUAGCAGUUGACUCAGCGAGCGGGAUAGCAUACAUCGCUUCGGCCUCCUCCGACGAGGUGCUCGUUCUCUCUCCCUCUUCGCAAAAGUUCGAAAGACAAAAGGUACCCUGCACCCCGACCACCACCGCCGUUCUCGCAGACAGCUAUGUAGCCAUAGGCACUCAAGACGGGCGUGUCCUCCUCUACGAGCCUUCCGGCAAGAACAGGUCACUCGCAGAGCAAAGCCCACUCCUGACCUUGGAGCGCAAUCGUUCGGCCGUGACGCACCUCUCGUUCCAGCCCCUUCCCUCCUCUUCAUCGGGCAAUAGAGUCCUCACAUCAGCAGAUGGAUCAGGCAAGAUCCUCCUCUACUCCCUUCCCUCGGGCCAAGCUCUCGCAGGGGUCAACUGGGUCUUCCACUCUUCCCGUGUCGACAGUCUCUCAUGGCUGCCAUCAGCCGGUGGUGAGGAGGACGGAGUUGCUGUCAGUGGCGGGUUGGACACGCAUCUAUACCUCUGGGAGAGGAGCAGGCCGAUGGGCAAGAGGGAUGUAACCAAGAACAGUCAUGCAGGUGGGGUCGGGUGGGUUGACUUUGUGGGUGGGGAAAGGGAGCAGGUGAUCAGCGCCGGGAGUGAUGGGGCGUUGAAGGUGUGGCGUGCCCCGGCUGGCAAGUAG
Jaminaea rosea is the source of this 1941-nucleotide messenger RNA. Its product is annotated as WD40 repeat-like protein. Bases 1 to 1941 code for a protein of 646 amino acids. Gene Ontology annotation, cellular component: cortical actin cytoskeleton. Gene Ontology annotation, biological process: actin filament depolymerization; positive regulation of actin filament depolymerization. Gene Ontology annotation, molecular function: actin filament binding. Lineage: Eukaryota; Fungi; Basidiomycota; Exobasidiomycetes; Microstromatales. The record is from RefSeq and is a predicted model, not a curated record. The transcript has 2 exons.